Penicillium concentricum is the source of this 294-nucleotide messenger RNA. RefSeq lists its product as uncharacterized. NCBI's taxonomy places the organism in Eukaryota, Fungi, Ascomycota, Eurotiomycetes, Eurotiales, Aspergillaceae. The record is from RefSeq and is a predicted model, not a curated record. The transcript has 2 exons. Bases 1 to 294 code for a protein of 97 amino acids.
AUGGUUAAUCUCAGCAUCCUCUCCAUUGCCACCGUGGCUGCCUUUGCCUCUCUCGGUGCGGCUAAGAACUGCCAAACGCAGUUCAAUUACUGUUCCUCAGCUCUUAUGUCCAGAGGCAACUACGACACCCAGAUCCGGAAUGCGGUUGCUGAUGCUCAGGGCGCAUUCCCUGGUGUAAACAGAGAUAACGCUUUGUUUGCCUGUCUUGGAGGCUCCAACGGCGAGAUCAAGGUUAUCCAGAAGUGUGGAUACCUGUGCAAGAAUGGAGGCAACGGUCACACUGACAGCUGCUAA